Molecule: messenger RNA, 2197 nt
Organism: Abrus precatorius (Indian licorice)
Lineage: Eukaryota; Viridiplantae; Streptophyta; Magnoliopsida; Fabales; Fabaceae
Product: mediator of RNA polymerase II transcription subunit 8
Exons: 8
Coding region: 104-1699 (531 amino acids)
Cellular component (GO): mediator complex
Source: RefSeq, a predicted model, not a curated record
AUCUUUAAUUUAGAAAAGAAAAGCUAUUAAAAAAAAAAGUGCUAAGAGAGGAGUUGAGGUUAAGAAGGGAGGGGGUGGAUGCGAAGAGAUUGAAGCAAUAGCAAUGGAGGGACAGGGACAGGCACAGGCACAGGCACAAUCGCAGGCACAGUCACAAGAGCGGCUGAACCAGGCAGUGCAGCAGCAGCUAAAUCUGGAACAAGUGAAGACCCGUGCUAUUAGCCUCUUCAAAGCCAUCUCUCGUAUUCUGGAAGAUUUCGAUGCCUACGCUCGCACCAACACCACUCCCAAAUGGCAAGACAUUCUCGGCCAGUAUUCCAUGGUCAACCUUGAGCUUUUCAACAUCGUCGACGAAAUGAAGAAGGUCUCCAAGGCAUUCCUUGUCCAUCCCAAGAACGUUAAUGCCGAUAAUGCCACCAUACUUCCUGUUAUGCUUUCCUCAAAACUACUCCCCGAAAUGGAGAUGGACGACUGCUCUAAGAGAGAUCAACUGCUUCAGGGGAUGCAAAACCUUCCAAUCGCAACUCAACUCGACAAGUUGAAGGCUAGAAUUGAUAUGAUUGCAGCUGCCUGUGAAGGUGCUGAGAAGGUCUUGGCUGACACUCGCAAAGCCUAUUGCUUCGGAACACGUCAAGGCCCAACCAUUGCCCCCACUUUGGACAAGGGCCAGGCUGCCAAAAUUCAAGAACAAGAAAAUAUACUCCGUGCUGCUGUCAAUGCUGGCGAUGGAUUAAGGAUACCCGCAGACCAGAGGCAGAUUACUCCUGCACUUCCACUGCAUUUGGCAGAUGCACUUGCUGUCAACGAGGCUGCACAGUCUUUUCCUGAUGGAUCUGGUAUGUAUAUGAAGAAUACCCCGCAGUCUUCAAACAGCAUGGCUGGCCAGAAUUCAUUGUUACAGACCUCAGGAUCACAACUUUUGGGAAGAUCUGCAGCAUCUCCUUCUGCUGCAACCAGCACCGCUUCUUUUGACAAUACAACAGCUUCACCUAUCCCAUAUGCCAAUUCACCUAGGUCUUCUACAAACAUGAUGAAUACACCAUCCCCUCAGCAACAAACUCCACAACAGCAGCAGCAGCAGCCAUCAGCACAGCAGCAGCAACGGCAGAAACUGAUGCAGUUACCUCAACAGCAGCAGCAGCAACUUCUUGCUCAGCAGCAAUUCAGGCAAUCUGCAAUUGGGCUGGGACAGUUGCAUGGACAACAUCAGAUGCAGUUUUCUCAACCACUUGGGCAUCAGCAAUUUCAGGGUAGGCAGCUGCCUUCUGGACAUGUUCAGCAUAACAUUGGUCAAGGCCAACUCAAUCAAGGAAAUCAGAUGACUCGAUUAAGCCAGUUUUCUGGUCCUGCUAACAGUGCAUUAUUCAGUGCUGCUCAAACUACACCUAAUACCCAAAUGAUUCCAAACAUUUCAGCUACAAUACCUUCACAGUCUCUUCUACCACGGGUGCAGUUCGGGUUAUCUGGAAACAACCCUCAGCGAAGUCAUGCUUCCCAAAUGAUGAGUGAUCAAAUAUUUAACAUGGGAAGUGGCAAUCCUGGUGGUAUGAUGCCCAUACAACAGCAGCAACAUGGUUCACAAGCGUUUGGUAGCAUGGCAUCAAAUGCACAGAAUCUACAAUCUGGCAUGGUGACCCUUCCGAACGCACAACAGAAUCAUCCCAAUUUCUCCCAACAGAGACAACAAAAUCCACAGUAAUAGGGCUGGGCAUGGAUGGAUUCAGUUUAGAAAACUGAACCGAACCAUGUUGCUCUAGAAAUAUGGUUCCCUAAAACUGAAUCUAGCCUUUUUUUUAAUUCUUUUUUUUUACGAAAUUGUUUUAAUUUUGUUAAAAAAAGAACUUAACUGGUUCCAGUUAAUAGGAUUUAUAGUGUGCUUGUAUUAAUGCAUUACAAUAUUGCAAACAUGCAUUAGAAUUUAGAAAUUAGUUUUUGUGAAGAACAUAAUAGGGCUUAGUGAUUCAGAAUUAAAUUUUAUUCUUUUAGGCACGAUAUCCUAUGAUGUUCAUUAUGUUUUUACUAAAGCAAACCCAAACACGACGAAGGGUAUCGGUCCACCCCGCUUUUCACCCCAAAUUUUGAUUGGGUUUUUUUAAUUCCCCAUAAUAAAGAGCUUGAAAAGGAGUUGCCAGCGGGGAUGGUGAUGGAACUGUAGAGAUGUUUACUUUUCGCAUCACAAUUUUUUUUAAUCACUUCG